Arabis nemorensis is the source of this 1893-nucleotide messenger RNA. Lineage: Eukaryota; Viridiplantae; Streptophyta; Magnoliopsida; Brassicales; Brassicaceae. The record is from the annotation of a GenBank genome assembly.
AUGAGACCUCGCCAACAAAGGAGCUUCUCAACACGAGAAUUCACCAACUUGCGACUUUCGAAUCAAUGUAUUGAAAGAUCGUUUCGUCUCAUGAAGAGUUUUGCACCUUAUCCUCCGAGGCGGAUGGAAACCAAAGAUUUAAUCGCUCUUCGUACCAACUGCGGAAUACCAAAGGAGGUUGAGCUUAUUCUUUCCGUGGCCGGUGAGUCUCUCGAACUCGAUAAAUCCGAGUUUUGUUGCAGCUACAAAAUUUACUUCAAAGAGUGUGGGCUUUGUUUCUCGAUUUUCGAGAUCCUCACUCACUUGAUGUGUGAACUCGGCGUGGCUCUCCCUCAAUUGUGCCCGAACCUCAUCCGGGAAGUCAUUGGCUUGCAAACUUUAGCCAUGAAUUACAGGUUGCCACUUGAGGUUCCCUCCUUAGCUCGCGUAUGCAUGAUUCGUAAGAGUUUUGGCUGCAAAGAGAACUUCAACAUCGUUAUCGAGGAAGAGUAUCGCGUUUUAUCCGAUCGUCCUUCUAAGGAUCAGAAAUGGAAAAACGUUUUUUUUUCUGUUAAUGAAUUUUUCUUUAGGAGUCUAACUACUCUAGUCAACACCGAUUGGUCCUCUAGCAUUGCGGCUUUGCCGAAAACCGCAAAUACGAUCGAGGUUGACAUCUUUUUAGAUUUUUUACGUCUUGAGGAUAUGUCUUGGCCUUCGAGUACUCAAUGUCGAAUCUCCGAAUCCGCAACGCGGUUUCGAACUUACGGACUAUAUGAUCCAAAUUGCCAAGGCUACCCAUCUCGCAAAUUAAGAAAGAUGUUGCUAACCUACCGUAAACAACGCAAGACCCAGAUGCUGCUUGAGACGGCUACACCACCGGGAGUAGAACCUUUCCAUUGCGGGGACUUUGAAGUCACCCGAAAAAGCUGUGUCGCCAAUCCAGGGAAAGUCCUUGGAGCAGUUCCUCCAUCUGCAGCUAACUUGGUCUCGGCCUUACCUGCCGAGGUCCCCUCUUGCCGAGCUGCCAAGAGUUCCCACGUUCGGACGGUGACCUCAACUGCUCUACAAAGUUUGGGUGACAGAAACACUGAUCAGUGUUCCCAACUUGCUAAGGAUGGUAAGAAGAAAGCUCUUGAUAUUGGAUCCCGAUCCCAAAUGAAGAUCCUGCUUCCGCAACUCACUUAUUUAGGCACUUCAAAAACCGGGAUGCUCACUCCCUCCGGUGAAAGAUCUCAUCCGGAGGAUCGUCUCCUUGCGACCUUUAACAAGACUGUCUCCGCGUAUCAGGCUCGUCUCCAAGCCGCUUCCACCUUGACUGAGCUUAUCAAGGCGAAUACUAUCAUCACCUCCCUCAAGUCUAAGUUAGAGAGUUCACAUGAUGUAGCAACGAAGAAUGCCGAAGCUCUCCGCCUUAGUGACGAGCGUCUUACUCGUGCUAAGUUGCUAGAGCACAAACUCAAGGACGCCGAUGUCACCCCUAAGGCUCAACUCGUGGAAGUGGAAAAGAAGUCCAAAGUGCUAGCCGAGACUCACGAGUUAGAUUUGAAAGUUAUUACGCGUGAAGCGAGAAAGGACCUUGCUAUCAAGUUCAAGGCAACCCUCGACUUGGUGAAAUUGCACCUAGCGGGAAGAGACGCAAGACACGAGCCUCUUAUCAAGGUCUCUGAGACAAAGGUUAACAUUGAGCUUCUUGAAAUCAUCAUCAAGGGUGAGUUUAAGGAUUUCCAGGCUGAACUAGAUGUGGAUAAAUAUGUGAACGAUCUUGUCGAAGCCGAGGUAAGAGUUCCUAAGCUCAAUCUGUCUCAGAUGGAGCUUCUCAUCUCCAAUAAUUCUCUCGAGAUCGCCACUACCUCGGAGCUUGUUGAGUCUACUCAGCCUUUUGAUGAUUCGACACUAAUGCAGGUUCACUCCUAG